UCCGUGUGCUGGCAGGGCAGCGGGAGGCAGAGCGGCCGGCCGAGGAGCGCGCUGCCGCCGGUCCCCGGGCGAGGCGAGCGUGUGCGCCGGCGAUCCCCUCUCGCGCAGCCCUGCCAGCAUGGGGCACCGCGGGAAGAAGGCGUGCUGCCUGCCUCUCCUGCUGCUGCUCGCCUUCUGCAGAGGGCGCAUCGUGAGGGUGCCGAGAGGUCCUCUCAUUCGUGUCCUGGGCACAGAGGCGGUGAUCCCUUGCAGUGUCAGUGACUACGACGGCCCCAGCGAGCAGAACUUUGACUGGGAGUUCUCCCGGGAGUCUGACUUCGUGCGGAUAGUGAGUACCUGGGAUCCUACCUUCACCUCUGAAGAGUACCAAAGGCGUGUGGGCCGCGGGGAUAUCAAACUGAGACGCAGCAGCAACGACGCCGUGGAGCUUGUGAUUAGGAACAUCCAGCCGGCUGACCAGGGGAGGUACAAGUGCUCCACGCCCAGCACCGAUGCCACCGUCCAGGGAAACUACGAUGCGGAGGUUCAAGUGAAAGUGAUUUCGGAUGGCUUGUCAGUGAGCAGCUCAAAAGCACGUUCCUCAAUGUCUCUCAGGCUGUCUGAGGGCGACUCCUUCAAGCUGCGCUGCUCAGCAGUUACCACCUCAGCGGAGCACACUCACCUGCAUGUCACCUGGCAGAUCAAAAGUGGACCGGGUUGGCAGGACAUCCUGUCUUUGACUCACGAGGGCAAAUUCCAGCCGGGUCCUGGCUACGAGGAGCGCUACCGCAACGGAGAUGUCCGCCUGGACACGGGAGCCAAUGACACGUACUGGAUAUCGGUGUCCCAGGCCUCCUCAGUGGAUGGAGGAGCCUACAGGUGUCUUGUGAGCGAGUGGGUGAGAGGGGCGGAUAGCUCGUGGCAGAAGAUUCAGGAGAAGAAUGUGGAGAUAGCAAGUGUGAUAAUCCAGCGGACCGCUCUAGAUGUGGUCAUUUCAACAAGCAAUGUGUCUGUGACUGAAGGGGACUCCUUGGAUCUUACGUGCAACAUCACGACAGACAGGAGCGGUGUUUUCCAGGCGGGACUGAUGUGGUAUUUUUCCGUGUCACCUGAUGAUACUUUGUCAGAUGCUCAGGUUUUGCUGAGCAUGGACCACGAUUCUGUUGUCAGUGACUCCACUCUCAUCAGCCUGAGCCACAUAGAUAGGAACUCCUAUCGCCUGUUAGUGCGGGAUGUGGCUGUGGAGGACUCCGGCUACUACUUCUGCCAAGCAGCCGUCUGGGUGCCGCUGCACAACGGGAGCUGGCAUAAGGUGGUGGAAAGGACAUCUGCGCCAGUCAAUGUGGUGGUGACAGCAAUAGAGCCAGACUAUGAGGUGUUUCUGAAUGCCUCCAAAACACCCAAGUUUUCAGAUGACCCCACAGAGCUGAACUGCAGGAUCACAAACGCCCAGGAUACCGAAGCAAACAUCCGCUUCACGGUGUCCUGGUACUACAGGCAGCACUUGCCCAGCGAUGACGCGGCGGCAGAGGAGCUGCUGGCCACAAUGGCUGCAGACUGGACUCUGCUGCUUGGGGACCGGAGCAGGGAGCGGACUCACAACGGGGAGAUAAUCUUCUUUAAGAAGGCUGCUGACAUCUUCAGCUUACGAAUCCAGUGGACUUCAGAAAGUGACAGAGGGGAUUAUUUCUGUGUCAUUUCUGCCUGGAGUAAGCACCGCAACAACAGCUGGGUCAAGAGCAAGGAUGUGGUCUCUCCACCUGUCAGCGUUUUCUGGGCUACACAAGAUUACACGCUGACAGUGGAGGCGGUGAAACUGAAGCCGUUCUUUGUAGCAGGCCACACCUUUGAGAUGACCUGCAAAGUGUCCUCGCAAAACAUCAAGACCCCGCGCUACUCUGUCCUCAUCACCGCCGAGAAGCCGCUCGCCGACCGCUCCAGGCCCAACGGCACCACGCGCAUCAUCUCCCUCAGCCAGGACUCGGUGGUGCGGCUGGAGGACUGGACGGACCAGGCCCGCGUGGACGGCGUGGUCCUGGAGAAGGUGCAGGAGAACGAGUUCCGCUACAGGAUGUACCAGACGCAGAUCUCGGACGCGGGGCUGUAUCGCUGCGUGGUCACCGCCUGGUCUCCGGGCGGCGGCGGCAUGUGGCGCGAAGCGGUCAACGGCUUAUCCAACCCUAUCCAGAUUGACUUCCAGACAUCAGGGCCUGUGUUUAAUGUCUCGGUGCAUUCUGACAACCCAACGAUCUACCAGGGGGAGCUGGCAGAUUUGCUGUGCAUUGUCACAAUGGAAGGAGUGGCACUUGAGCCAGAUGACAUGUCCUUUGAUGUCUCCUGGUUUGCUGUGCACUCCUUUGCAUUGGACAGAGAGCCCAUCCUGCUGGCCUCGCUGGAUCGCAGGGGGAUCGUGACGCAGAGCCGCAGGAACGGGAGCAGCGAUCUCAGCCUGGAGAGAAUCAGCCCGCUGGAGUUCCGCCUGCGCCUGCACGGCUGCGAGGACCAAGACUUUGGGAACCACUACUGUGUAGUGACCCCCUGGGUGAGAUCUGCCACUGGAGUAUGGCAGCAGGAGCCUGACAUCAAAGCCAAACCCAUCUUUGUGUCUGUGAAAAUGGAUGUUUUGAAUGCUUUCAAGUAUCCCCUGCUGAUUGGCAUCGGUCUGGCCACUGUCAUCGGACUCCUAUCCUGCCUCAUCGGCUACUGCAGCUCCCGCUGGUGCUGCAAGAAGGAAGUGCAGGAAACACGACGAGAGCGCCGCCGGCUGAUGUCGAUGGAGAUGGACUGAGCGUGGGAGCCAGGCAUGCUUGCAUCUGGGGAGAGACUCAGCCUGGGGGCUCUUGGAUUGUGCUGAGACACUUGCUCGCAGGA
Dryobates pubescens (Downy woodpecker) is the source of this 2850-nucleotide messenger RNA. It is a transcript of the gene PTGFRN, whose product is annotated as prostaglandin F2 receptor inhibitor. The record is from RefSeq and is a predicted model, not a curated record. The coding region runs from base 119 to 2767 and encodes 882 amino acids. Lineage: Eukaryota; Metazoa; Chordata; Aves; Piciformes; Picidae. The transcript has 9 exons.